UUUAAAAAUAGCUUGCAGCUCGUCCAGUGGCAGCUGUAACUGGAUACACACGUCUCUUGGCGCCUGCACACGCUGCGUCGCUGGGAACAAUGUCCUCCGACCUGUGCUCCGUAGAUUUUGAGAUCCAUGGACAUGUGCAAGGUGUCUGUUUCCGAAUGUACACAGAGAAGGAGGGGCUGAGCCUGGGCUGUGUGGGCUGGGUGAAGAACACCAAUAAGGGGACGGUGGUGGGGCAGGUGCAGGGCCCAAGAGACAAGGUCACAGAGAUGAAGACCUGGCUGAGUACGAAGGGAAGCCCCAGCAGCCGCAUCACCCACGCGGACUUCACCAACGAGAGGGACAUCCCUCAGCUGGAGCUGUCUGGCUUCAAAACACGUGCAGGGAAACUUCAGCACUUUAUGCAACGCUGACAACCUGAGGCUCUGGUCACUGCCAUCUCAAUGAAGCAGGAACGACUUGUGGUUAUUAAUGUGUAUAGUCUUAAAGAAACUCUGAUUUACACGUGAAAUUGUUUUAGAUUCCCAAAUGACUGAAUCAAAAUCCUUGUAGGCUAGUCCCUCCACUUGGCGGCCAUUUUGCAACAUAUUUUGGGCACUUGUCGGGCAUCUAUUUGGGGCAGAACUGCGUGUGCCCAAGGCUUCACGACACCAACCUCACUGAAGCUGUGAGAUCACAUCACAUGAUUGGUACAGUGCAGAGCCAUAUAAAGAGAGAGUUGCGACAACUCCAUUGUUGUAUGUUCCAUAUUUUCUCAACAAUAGUUCCCGGAAGUUAGGAUCGAACAGACAGUAAAAGACGGUUAUUCUAUGAUUCUAACGAACAGUCAAAAUCGCUUCCGGGAACUAUUUGAACUACUUGAAGUUACACGAACCACGUCACAAACCUAAUUUUCUGUACCCGGGUUGUCGCAACUCUCUCUUUAUAUGGCUCUGGUACAGUGUAUUCACAACACAUCACAUGAUUGGCACAAUGUAUUUACUGUCAUCUUUUGGUGGCGGAAGGGGUGGAAUAUGUGUGGAAUGGACGACUGCCACGUUUGUGUUACGACUAAUCCCACGACUAACCCCAUACAUUUUUAUGGGAGAUUCUUUGAGUGCUGUGUGUCCUUAUUAGAAUAUCUCUGACUAAAUGUUCCCAAAAUUCUCUCUGUCUUAAGUUGUAGGAAUUCACAAAUAGUCUUGAUUCUAUUUCUCAUUAAAG
Sardina pilchardus (European sardine) is the source of this 1200-nucleotide messenger RNA. RefSeq names its product acylphosphatase-2-like. Gene Ontology annotation, molecular function: acylphosphatase activity. Bases 90 to 410 code for a protein of 106 amino acids. The record is from RefSeq and is a predicted model, not a curated record. Lineage: Eukaryota; Metazoa; Chordata; Actinopteri; Clupeiformes; Clupeidae. The transcript is spliced from 4 exons.